This is a messenger RNA of Telopea speciosissima, 1191 nucleotides long. RefSeq names its product cytochrome b561 and DOMON domain-containing protein At3g25290-like. Bases 6 to 1157 code for a protein of 383 amino acids. Lineage: Eukaryota; Viridiplantae; Streptophyta; Magnoliopsida; Proteales; Proteaceae. The record is from RefSeq and is a predicted model, not a curated record. The transcript has 3 exons.
CAUCAAUGGCUUCUUCGUUUUCCUUUUCGUUUUCGUUUUCUUCUGGGUUUAUUGCGAUUUUAGGGUUUCUUUCAGUUCUGUUUCUGCAAAUCCAACCUUCACAUUCUCUCACCUGUUCGUCUCAACAGUUGUCGGGCAACAGACUUUACGACCACUGCAAUGAUCUUCCACAAUUGAGCUCCUACCUUCACUGGACCUACAAUUCGACAAAAUCGUAUCUGAAGAUAGCUUUCUUGGCUCCUGCUAAAACUGAUGGAUGGGUUGCUUGGGCUAUCAACCCAACUGGGCUUACGAUGCUUGGGUGUCAGGCUUUGAUCGCUUACCAGGUGGAUGGGAAGAUGACUGUGAAGACCUUCAAUGUGGACUCGUACCAGUCGAUCGCGCCUUCCAAGAUUGCUUAUGAUGUUUGGUACAAGGAGGCUGAGUACUCGGAUGGGAUGAUGAGGAUAUAUGCGACCAUAGCUUUGCCUAGUACGAUGACCACGAUUAACCAGGUUUGGCAGGUUGGGAGUUCUGUGUCGGAUGGGAUUCCGGUUGCCCAUGCGUUCCAGGCCUCCAAUUUGAACGCUAGGGGAACCCUUGAUUUGUCGAAAGGAGAGAGCAGCUCCACGACCGGAGGGGAUGAUAAGCUUAACAAGAGAAAUAUUCAUGGAAUAUUGAAUGCUGUCAGUUGGGGAAUUUUGUUUCCUGUAGGAGUUAUUUUUGCAAGGUACCUGAGGACAUUCCCGUCUGCAGAUCCUGCCUGGUUUUAUCUUCAUUUGUCAUGCCAGUGCUCUGCUUAUGUUAUUGGUGUUGCUGGCUGGGCAACUGGUCUUAAGCUUGGGAGUGAAUCAGCGGGAGUGGAGUACUCCACCCACAGGAAUAUUGGGAUUACCCUUUUCUGUUUUGCCACUCUGCAGAUUUUUGCAUUGUUCCUGAGACCUAAGAAGGAUCACAAGUACCGCAUCUUCUGGAAUGUCUACCACCAUAGUAUCGGCUACCUCAUUGUCAUCCUUGGAAUCAUCAAUGUGUUUAAAGGUCUGCAGAUAUUGGAUCCUGCUCAGGAGUGGAAGAGAGCUUAUGUUAUUGUGCUCAUUGUGUUGGGUGCAAUUGCUUUACUCCUGGAGGCCAUUACAUGGACUGUAGUAUUGAAGAGGAAAUCUAGCAAGACUACUUAGUCAUAUGAUGGAUAUGACGCCAAUGGCAACAGUA